GCAUCAAUAAAAUUGUUAGCUUUUUCCAUGUUCAGCUUGGGUUUGAUUCUUUUUGCAAAGAAAUUUGUUUUCGAUUAAUUUUUUAAUUUUAAAUCAAUUUACAUUAAAUUUACUUGGUUUUUUUGUUGUUUACCAAGACGCCUUAGAUUGUUAAUCAUGAUUAUUAUUUUACCAUUUCUAAUGUUGAUCCAUGGAGCAGAAUUCGUGGUUAUGGAAAGAAGUAAGGAAUAUGACCUUGAGUCAGGUGGUCCAGUCACAAUUGAAUGUUUACCUCCUGGGUCCAGUGGGUUUGAUAUUAAAUGGUAUAAAGUAAUCGAUGCUGAAAAAUCUAUAAGAAUUCAUGGAAAUGAAGAAAGAUACAAGCUUUAUAAUAAUAAUACUACUUUAACGAUUGAAGACCCUCGGAAAUCUGCCGAUGAAGCUGAUUAUGUUUGCUCUGUUGGAAAUCCAAGUGGGAAGACAUCAAACCAGACUUUUCGGGUUAGAGGAAAGCCUGAAUUCACUAAUUUUAAAGCCGCCGAACAUACCAAAGAUAUGAACUCUUUCAACGUAAUUGAAAACGAUGAUCUACAUUUAAUAUGUGAAGUAGUUUUGAAACCACAUUUCAAAGAGGACGAGAUCGACUUCUCUUGGUUUAGAAAGUUUUCAAAUGGAUCCGAAGAAAGAAUAACCAAUCUCAAUAUUACAUUCGAUGAAGAAUUGGAUGGUAGAUCGAAUAUUGUUAAAAAAUCUACUCUUAUCAUGGAUGAUGUUAAAUUUGGAGACCGUGCCCAGUACAUAUGUGAAGCUGCUAAUGGAGGAAUCAAAGCCAACAGUACAGUAGAUGUUCGGGUUAAAGAUAAAUUAGGUGCCCUUUGGCCUUUCCUUGGGAUUGUCGCUGAAGUAGUAAUCUUAUGCACUGUAAUCUGUGUUUACGAGAAGAAAAGGAAUAAGCCAGAGUUUGAAGAAUCUGAAAACAGUGAUGCUAAACAUUCAAAGAUGUCUCGAUGAAAGGUUCUGAGUCAUUUAUCAAGAAGGACGUAAAAUCAUCUUAUCGACAAAGAGAUGUAAUGAAGAAGCGACACUUGCUCCAUAACCAAAGAUGCAAAGGGAAAUAAUGUUAAAGAAAAGUGAAUAGAUUCUUCGCGAAACCAUGCAAAUGGUGGCUACAAAUUUAGUCAACUCAUAUACUAGUCCAACUCAUAAUCUUUUUCCGCUGGGAGCAAUGCAACUUUCAAAUUAAACUCUUGUAAUUACAGAAUCAAGGAAAAUUCAAAGCUACUGAAAUGGUUCACUAAAAAUCACCUCUUCUCUUCCUUGUCAUCUAAUUCCUGCAUCUUCAUUCUAUUUCUGGUCAUCCUUUCUUGAAAUCCAUUUCAAAACCCUAUUUCUCUGACUCUGACUCCACAUCCUUGCUUUCUUUAUUACUCUAUACUUUUCGUCAAAAUCGUGUAGUUCUAAUCAUAUUAUGAAUCCUCAUUUCUCUUUCCUUGAGAUCUUACUCUUUUUUUGCAAGAUAUUGUAUUAUAAUUUCAAUAAUUUUAGCAGCUAUUGCAUUUCACACUAGCCGAAGACAAAUUUACAAGUCUGCCCUGUCUCCAACUCUUUACCUCUUUCUAUCACUAUUUUCAUUAAUCAGUCUCUCUUUCAAAAGAACUUCUCUGACGAAAAGUGAAACUUGAUGAAAACCUUGCAACAACAAAAGAAUCAAAUCAGUAAAAAGAAACAAAAAACAAAUAUUCAUGUGUACUAUACUAGUCUCAUCAAUUUUGUUUUCGAAUAAAGCCAAGAAAUGUUUUCCCUUUGAAAUAAAUCCAAAAUUCAGUUGAAUUAGUUUCGCUUGAGAUGUAAAAUCAGCUCAACUCACAAAGUAUCUGUUAACAUAAUAAGUAACUUGCAUAUUAUAUGUUGAAACAAAGGUAUUCAGAUUAGAUGUAAAUUUGCAAAAUGUAUCUCCAUUCCUACCCUUUACAACCCACCUUUCACCUUUCUCUUGAUAGAUGGACUUAUUUGACUCAAUGAUCAACGCUAAAACUAUUUAUUGAACAAAAUUAAUCGACAAUCAUGUUGAGAUCACCAAAAUUAAAUCUCCAAACUUCACAAUUAUGAUCAAAAACACCAGGCUCGACAUUGCAUUUGUUUCUCAUGUAAAAUUAUUGAAAGCUGGCUUGCUUAUGGAUGUCAAAUAGUAUUACCAAAUGGUAGUUUUUUCAUCAAACAAGUUUCCACAUGAUUUUAAAUCAAGUCUUUUCACAUUAUGCAACUGUUAAUCAUCUGCCUAAACUGAAUAAUAAAUCUUACUUGAAAAGA
Tetranychus urticae (two-spotted spider mite) is the source of this 2289-nucleotide messenger RNA. RefSeq names its product basigin. NCBI's taxonomy places the organism in Eukaryota, Metazoa, Arthropoda, Arachnida, Trombidiformes, Tetranychidae. The record is from RefSeq and is a predicted model, not a curated record.